This is a messenger RNA of Thyridium curvatum, 2139 nucleotides long. RefSeq lists its product as uncharacterized. The coding region runs from base 1 to 2139 and encodes 712 amino acids. The transcript has 2 exons. Gene Ontology annotation, cellular component: nucleus. The record is from RefSeq and is a predicted model, not a curated record. Gene Ontology annotation, molecular function: DNA-binding transcription factor activity, RNA polymerase II-specific; DNA binding; zinc ion binding. Gene Ontology annotation, biological process: DNA-templated transcription; regulation of DNA-templated transcription. Lineage: Eukaryota; Fungi; Ascomycota; Sordariomycetes; Thyridiales; Thyridiaceae.
AUGUCUGAUGACUCGGAUGGCGGCGAGAGCCGCAGGAAGCGGAUCCGUCAGGCUUGCCUGAACUGCCGGCGGAAAAAGGUACGGUGCGGCGGCGAGAAGCCGAUUUGCACCUUUUGCAGCAAAUUGUCGCAGACCUGCGUCUACACCGAAGAUGGCCGAAGUCAUAGGCGCGGACCGCCUUCAGUACACGUCGCUGGCGAGGGCUUGUCAGACGCACUGGACGGCGCGUUCGCCUCUAGGAUCACGUCUGUAGAGGAGCGGCUGACGAGAAUGGAGGGGACGCUCGAGCGGUUUGAAAGGCAAGACAAAUUAUAUACAUGGGCUCCUAAGGAUAUUGUUGCUGAUCACGUCACACAUAGUCUUUUGUCAUCCCUGGUCCAAGCAUCACCAAGGCCACAGCUGCCCCAACAGCCAUCUCCGUCAUCGCAUACCGGGUCUAUGGCAGGCCAAAUGCCGCUGGAUGGACGAAUGACGGAGAGUUCUACUCUGCUGGAUAUGCCGACGGCUGUCCCCUCCGCACUAGGAGGCUUCGUCCAGCCGCCUUUACACACACUUAUAUUUGCAGCCGACGUCUAUUUCCGUUUCUACCAUAAUCAGCCGUUCUCUCUUUUCCACGAAGCGACAUUCCGUAAGCGCCUAGCUGCCGGUGAACUACCAGAACACCAAAUAUGGGCCCUCCUGGCUGUUGCGCGGCGAUAUUCUACCCUGCCUGACCUACAGCUCAGCGCCGUGGACGACGCUAUCUGCUUUGCUAAGCGAGCUUGGGACUGUAUGAAGCUGCCCUGGAGUGGCGCCGCACGACUAGAAGAAGCUGUGCCGGUCAUACAGACUAUUCUACUGAUCGUCUCUAUCGAGCUUCCAGCCUGUGAAUGUGCAUCAGCUUUCAUGAAGCUCGGAUUCGCCAUCCGCUUAGCCAUGUUCUCCAGCAUGCAACAUGAUGCUGCUAAAUCUUUGUCACCUCAAGUGCGGGAGGAGCGCCGGCGCACAUUCUGGUCUCUCUAUCUACAAGAUAAGCUGGUCUCCCUCACAAAAGAGUGGUUUCCUGUUUUGCGCGAUGAGGAGUGCCCGCUCCGCCUCCCGUGUUCGGAGCCAGCCUUCCAAGAAGGCCGCGAGGAGACCACCCCAACGCUAGCCGACUUCUCUGGAGACUGUCUCGACGCGGCAGCCGUAGAUUCGUGUUGUCCUCUGGCAUUGAUCACGGUGAUGGGGAGCGUCUUGUCUAGGGUCUCGCAGUACGUGCUCAGAGAGAGUAGAUACGCCCAGCACGGCCCGCCGUGGAGCUCAAGCAGCCCGUAUGCCUCCAUAUCGUCGACUCUGCUCCAACUCGAGAUGCACUUCGGCAUGGGAGAUCAGGUAGCCGACGGUCUACGGAAGCGGUGCUUUAUAGACGGCGCAGUGGAUCAGCAUCUCGCAGGGAGCUACGUCUACUCCAAGGCCGUGUUUCACCUGUCGCACUGUCUCCUACAUCAUCCGUUCCUAUUACAGCAACGCUUGAAAGUCCUGGGCCAGAAGGCGCCCCCCACUUUCAUCCGUAGUGCGUGGCAAAUAUGCCGCACGCAUGCGAUGAGCUUGACAAGCCUCAAGGACAUGCGUGAUCACAAUGUGGUUAUAGUGACGAGUCUGUACGGGUACUGCAUCAUGGUCGCCGGUACCAUACACGUUCUGGCUAUGAACGACGAGGAUCCCAAGGUACGAGAGGAAGGGAGCAAACAUUACAAGGCUGCCCUUGAGUUUCUCCGAGAGCUAUCAUGCUACUGGAAGCACGCAUCAUUGAUGGUGAGAGCCCCUAAACCCAAUUCCGUGCAGAGGCAUCAAGCUAACAGAUAUUUAAAACCACAGACUAGGCGCCUUGAACGGUUUGCGCAGCAGAACAAAGUUCGCCAUCCAUCUCUUGAUCCAUCGAACCAAGAUGCAAAAGCCCUCUGGCUGAGUGUUGACUAUGCACAAUUGUCCACAGUCACGAGGCCAGGUACCCCGACUGAGGAGAACGAUACCUUUAGCCAGGCCGAUUUCUUCCUGCCUGCGAAUGGCUUCUUCGACUUUGCUAAUCUUAGCAUGCUGGGAGAAGCCACUGACUCAUUUGCGAACUUCCCACUGUUAGAUGGAAAUCUCCUUCAAGAUACGCAUACUAUAGCUUGA